AACGCAUCCGUACUAAAAAAGAAAAAACUCCUUUGUUUCUCAUGACACAAACUCCGUUUCUGUUUUCCUAUGUUCGUUGGAUCAUUUGGAAGACACAAAAAGAUAUAAAAAUAAAAAUAGCUACUUUGAAGUUAGAAUAGAAAAGGAAAAUACAAAUUUUUCCACUCUAUUCAUUAAUUCAUCACUUUCUUCGUCUUUGUCGUCAUCAUAUCAUUCAUCAUCAAAAUUCAAGCAGCAGCAGUAAAACAGCAAAAGAACAAGAAGAAAAAAGAAAUAGAAAUAGAAGAACACAGAAGGAGAAAAAAUUUGAUAAUUAUAGUGCAGUGCAGAAAGUAGCAAAGCAAUAGCAAGUGCAAUCCGAGUAUUCUGUUUCUGAUUCUCAAAAACGCAUCGAAAAAUGGCCAAAUCACAGACAAAAUUCAAAACUAUUUAAGCGAAAAUAUUGAAAAACAAAGUGUUGGCCUAGAAUUCCAAAAAAUAAUUGGUAUAAAACGAUAAAAAGCCACUUUUCCUUUGGGGUUUUUCUUUUCUUUUUCGUUGGUUUCUUUUUUUUCUUUCGUUUUUUCAUUCGCUCGUUCCGUUUUGUGUGCUCUUCGAAGAACGAAACGUCAAAAAUUUCUCGCUACACAGAUUGUCAGUGAAUUGAGUAGAGAACGUAUCAGCAGAUUUUCAAAAGUAGAACUGUGCGAGGAGAAAAACUAAAAACAAAAAUAUUAAAAUAAAAUUCAUACUCGAGUUGGAGUCGUUUUCAAAUUCGUCCUCGACUAGAAAGAAUUUGAAGAGAAAAGAGAAUCACACGCAAGUUAAUUCAGCUGUUCUCAAAAAUAAAACAUUAACAUACAAUAAAACAACAGCAAGCAGAAGAAAAACAAUCACGACGAGAACAACAACGAGAACGACGACGAACAAAAAGAGUACAACGACGACGAGAAAGACAUACACGAAGCGAGAACAGCAGAGUAGUCCCUCUCUCGCUGCCACCGCCUCCCCUUCCAAGCUCCCCUUAGCCCUCCUCCUCCUCGUUUAGACAAAGAGACUCAAAAUUGAUAGAAAUAACAAAAAAGCUGCUGCAACUGGUGCCUCAUCUGAGGACCAGCCGCCGCGCAAGAAAGGAAGACGUUCGGCAGGACAACAACAGGAUUCAAGUGCCACACCAGCCUCUAACUCCACACCGUCGUCGUCGUCGUCUUCGUCUUCAGGUGUACUUUUAGCAGACAGUGAUCAGCCUUCAAGCAGUUCAGCAGCAGCAGCAGCCGCCGCAGCAGCAGCAGCAGUAGCCACAACCACAGCAUCAUUAGCAGCAACAGCAACAGCAGUUGUUAGAUCUGCCCAAACGCAGCGCAAUAGUCGCGAACAGAGCACUACAACAAUAGAUAUCUCUCAGCAGCAAACCGAACACCGUCGUCGUCGAAGUCGCGGACACUCGAAAGGCAGUAUUGAGACUACAGAAACGGAGUCACAAUCUCCGGAAACAACGAGUGCAGAAGCCAGAAUAGAACGUCGCAACAGCAGUAAUAGCAGCGCCAGUGGCACUGCCAUGCAAAACGCUAACAACUCGUCAUCAGUAGCUAGUGGCGGCGGCCCAGGACCAGGCGGGGGUGCAAGCAGCGGUGGUGAAUCCACGAACGGACACAUCUCUGGUGGACCCGCGGAGCUAGCCCAGAAUGGCACAACGGUCUCUUCGGCGCUACCGAUAUCACGCACCACAACGACUAAUGGCACGCUUAGUGGCCCGCCGUAUAGUUCUUCAACGAAUCGUCUUCAUCUCGAUAAGACCAACCAGGAGACGGUACGUCUGAUCGGGCAGUACUUGCAGAAUGUCGGACUGGACAGGACUGCCGACUUGCUGAUGCAGGAAUCUGGGUGCUUUUUGGAGCAUCCGGCCGCAACUAAGUUUCGGGAGCACGUUUUGUCUGGCGAUUGGACAAAAGCUGAUAGCGAUUUAAAGGAGCUUGAGCCUUUAAUCGAAGCAAAGCAUGUUAACAUCACUGAAAUGAAAUUCAUAAUACUCGAACAAAAAUACCUCGAGUAUUUGGAAGACGGUUGCCCCUUGGAUGCCUUACAUGUCCUUCGCAACGAAUUAACACCACAACAGCACAAUAUCACACGCGUUCACCAGUUAUCCUCAUACAUGAUGUGUUCGAACAAUCACGAUCUCUAUCAACGUGCUAAAUGGGAGGGCAAGGGCAUUGUGUCGCGUUCCCAUGUCAUGGAACGUCUGCAGGCCUUCCUGCCACCUUCCGUAAUGCUGCCACCACGUCGUUUGCGUUCAUUACUAACACAAGCUGUUGAAUUACAAACACAGCGUUGUCCAUGCCACGAUGUGGGAUGGGAGACCAAUUUAGAAACAGUUUCUUUGCUCUCGGAUCAUUGCUGUUCAACAGAAGGUUUCCCCAUGCAAACGCUCCAGAUACUCACCGAACACUGCGAUGAAGUGUGGUUCAUAAAAUUCUCACCGAACGGCUUGAAAUUGGCUUCAGGCAGCAAGGAUGCUAGCGUCAUAAUAUGGGACGUUGACCCCUAUAAAUUGCAGCUAAAACAUCGACGUACACUCGAUGUGCAGGUGAGUGUGUCAUUCCUUAGCUGGAGUCCAGAUUCCAAGCUGUUGUUGGUCGGUGGACCUGAUGAUUCGCCUGAGAUUUUCAUAUGGAAUGUAGAAGAUUGCAAUUUGAUUGUGAAGAUGUCACAUGCCAUGGACGAUAGUUUAUCGUGUGGUGCAUUCAAUCCGGAUGGGACACGUUUCGUAACGGGCGGCCUGAAGGGUCAAUUUUAUUUGUGUGACUUGAAAGGGACCAUUUUGGACAGCUGGGAGGGAGUUCGUGUUAAUUGUUUGGCCUUUUUGUCAGAUAAUAAAACAGUUCUAGCUUCAGAUAAUCAUUAUCGUAUUAGAGGCUAUGUAUUCGACAAUCCACGCACCGAUUAUGACAUAAUUAAAGAAGCACACCCCAUAAUGACAUUUACAAUCAAUUCAACAGAGCGUUAUGCCCUUCUAAAUAUUGCCACUCAGGGCCUGCAUCUCUGGGAUUUAGAAGAUAAGACCUUAGUUCGUCGUUUCCAAGGAAUGCGUCAGAGUAAUUUUGCCAUACAUUCGUGUUUUGGUGGCAUCAAUGAGAGUUUCGUUGCGAGUGGCAGCGAAGACAACAAAGUCUGCAUAUGGCACAUCAAGCGCGAGGAGCCUCUUGCUAAGCUUUCUGGUCACACAAAAACCGUCAACUGUGUCUCAUGGAAUCCAGUAUUUCCGUCCAUGUUGGCAUCGGCGUCCGAUGAUGCAACCAUACGAAUCUGGGGUCCCAAGACGCAAACACUCAAUAAUUCACCCGAGAGUGAUGACUGCUCAUCUUGUUCUUCAUCAUCAUCAUGGAAUGUGACAUCAUAAUAAAGUUAAUUAUUUCUUUUCUCCUGAUCCUCAAUUUCUUCUUCUUCGUCUUCUUCUUUCUCCUGCUCCUCUUCUUAUACUUUUUAUCGAUUGCUGAGCAUAUACAAAAAUCAUUGCAAUAUUUUUCCUUUUUAUAUUGUUUUCUACCAUUUCCUUCUAAGUGAGUGCGUGUGACUACAAUUGGGAAUUUAUUAUGUUCCCCCUUAAACAAAAUAUAUAUCCAUUAAAAAUUAGUGUUUAAUUAUUUAGGAAGGUAAUUUUUACAAAAACAAAAAAAAUUAAAGAAAGAAAGUAAGAAACAUCAAAACAAACAAUAGCUUACUCCUAUCACCCUCCCUUUGUUUUUUAACAACAACAAGCAUUUGUUUUAAUCUUUUAUACCAUUUAUCUAAUUGAUGUUAUUUUAAUUAAUUUGUUUUUUGUUUAACUAAUUAAUUUACAGUAUAUGAAUAUAUAGGAAAGAAUUUAUAAAUAUAUAUAUUAGUAUAUAUGUAUGAUGUAUAUAUAUAUAUUACCAACAAAUACAACUCUUAACAAAACAGCAAUAACAACAAUUUAAACAUUUACAAACAAUUCAAAUAAAUUCUUAUUAUUUACAAAAAUAAAAGAACACCACAAAAAAAUAAAUAAAAUAUAAAAUUUAUUGAACAAACAAAAACCAGCGGCAAACAAACAAAAUAAAACAACAUAUAAAUGGGUCAUAGUAAUAAAAAUAGUUAAACAAUAGUUAUAAAAUAAAAACAAACAAAACAUAGAUAUAUGAAAAUGGAAAAAAAUAUAUAUUAGAAUUCUAAAGCAAAAAGAAAAUUAUAUAAUAAAUUUAAUAAAAUACAAAAAUAAGAAACAGAUAUUUAUAUACGCAAAUUGUGUUGUCUUCGAGAAUACAUAAUUAGAACAAUAGAAAUUAUAAUAAAUUUUCUUUUCUCCUAAAAAUUAUAAAAACAAAACAAAAAACAAAGAAAUAUUAUAUAAAUAUUAAAUAAAAAAUUGCAAAUAAAGAUAGUAAAACAAAAAAACAAGAAAUAAAAUUAUAAUUACAAGAAUUACAAAAAAAAAAUAAAAAAAAAAAAACAAUUAGGAAUUCUUAUUAAGUGAAAUAUUAACAAAAUAAAAAUACAACAGCAAUUACGAAUAAUUAAGAGAGACAAGUUUUAACGUAUAUAUAUAUAUAUACAAUUUAAAAUAGGUUUGCAGAAUAAUAAUUAAUUAUAAUUAAAUUUUAAACAAAAUGAGCGUUUCUUUUU
Molecule: messenger RNA, 4620 nt
Organism: Eupeodes corollae
Lineage: Eukaryota; Metazoa; Arthropoda; Insecta; Diptera; Syrphidae
Product: WD repeat-containing protein 26 homolog
Exons: 4
Coding region: 1538-3376 (612 amino acids)
Biological process (GO): proteasome-mediated ubiquitin-dependent protein catabolic process
Cellular component (GO): GID complex
Molecular function (GO): protein binding
Source: RefSeq, a predicted model, not a curated record